Molecule: messenger RNA, 3420 nt
Organism: Bolinopsis microptera
Lineage: Eukaryota; Metazoa; Ctenophora; Tentaculata; Lobata; Bolinopsidae
Product: glutamate receptor 1-like
Exons: 18
Coding region: 17-2962 (981 amino acids)
Biological process (GO): modulation of chemical synaptic transmission; synaptic transmission, glutamatergic
Cellular component (GO): postsynaptic density membrane; plasma membrane
Molecular function (GO): glutamate receptor activity; transmitter-gated monoatomic ion channel activity involved in regulation of postsynaptic membrane potential
Source: RefSeq, a predicted model, not a curated record
GAAAGUACCAGUGACAAUGUUCUCAAUAUGCUUGUUCCUGUUUUGUGUCGUUAAGGGUGAAAGUGAAAGUGAAGAUUUAUCAACAAAUGUCAAGAAGGAACUCCACAUCGGUGUGCUCUACCACUCCCGCAAUAUGACGAGCUACCUGACCCCCUUCAACCUGGCACUGCAAGAUGCUAACUCCGACCCAGACAUCCUCCCUAAUGUUCAGCUGAGAGCGGUGGAGACCCUCAUUGAGAAUUAUUAUGCUUCACCCUUCAUCGCUCAACUGCAAGUUUGCAAGAUGCUGAAGGAUCACCCGAUGGUGGCUGUGGUCGGCCCGUACCACUACGAACAGACUAAAGCUGUUUCUCUCAUAACCUCCAGUCUGGGAAUACCUAACAUCACUCCCACUGCCAGUGGAACGUUUCUGGAAGACGCGUUUUGGUUACAAAACAUGUUCCAUCUCAACCCCCUGGAUACGGAACAAGUGUCCGCUAUAUUUGACAUCCUAAUGAUGCUGGAGCUAAAGGACAGUCAAGUUGCUGUUAUCAACACUGACGAUAUCUAUGGUGCUAGUCUGAGUGCUAAGUUUGAGGUUGAUGCGCAUCGUCAGCGAAUGGUCGUCAAGGAUCAUAUUGUUUUGCCCGCCUCCUCUUUUGCACGAAAUAUCAACAUAAAUAAAGAACUGGAGGCUAUCAAAGAAAAGCGGAUCAGAAUAUUUGUAUUAUUCGUGAAGAGCUCCUUCAUCAACACAGUUCUAGAUCAGGCUAACAAAGUUGGACUGGUUGGACCAGAGUUCCUCUGGAUUAGCGGGAAUAGUGCUGUUAAUGACUUGGAUGACAAAAGAAACAACUUGCCAGUUUACUACGACGGAUUACUGCUACUAGGGAGGGUCUCCAAUGAAGACUCUCCUCAACACGACCGACUUGUAGAAGCGAUGGAGGAGGCAAGGAGUACCAGAAUUAACAGAAUAGACUCUCUCAGUGCUCAGGUAUACGAUAGCACCAUGGCGCUCAUAAAAGCGUUGGACUACCUUAACAAACAAGGAAAGUUGACUUUUGAUGAUCCAACCGUGAGAUGCGAGCUAAAAAGCCUUGACAUCAAUAAAACUGAUACUGAAAGUGAAAGUGAAAGUGAAAAUAAAAACGGGAGUUUAAAACGGGUAAAAAGAGCGGAUGACCACGGGUACACUAUUCCGGCUGUGAAUUGGUUUAAGGAGGGGUACCUCAUAACUAGAGCCAUGAAAGAGAUCUCAUUUCGGGGAGUGAGUGGUGGAAACAUUUCCUUUUCAAAAUGGGGCGGUCCUGCUAAGAACACUUACACGAUAGUCAAUGUUAGAACAGGUGUGCCAGUCGACAUUGGUAAAUUCGAGGAAUCUAAAGGAAUAGGGUUGCAAUCCAAACCCCAGUUCUACGGGGGUGACACCAAGCUGAAGAACACGAUUAGCACGCACCUCCGCCUGGGUGUGGUAAAGGAUCCCCCCUUUGUAAAGUUUACUUAUGAGGAGGCAGGUCAUGAUAAGUGUCUGUACAAGGACCAGCUGAGGUGCUACGAGGGGCUCAACAUUGAUAUUGUAGAGAAGCUCGCUAAACAGUAUGAUUUUACUUUCACUUUUGUUGAGGACCCGUCAGGAAACUUUGGAGCUCCGGUCUCUGAGAACGAAGAAGAGUGGGAUGGUCUCAUUGGUAUGUUAAAAAGACGGGAAAUAGACAUGGGAAUAGUAGCUUUUGGUAUCAACAGCGCCCGGGAGAGAGUUGUAGAUUUCGCUGUGCCCCUACUGACUGGAGGAAUAGUGAUGGCAAUGCAGGAAGGAGGAGCAGUGGGAGCAGACGGAUUCGACCCUCUCACAAUGUUCAAAACAGACAGUUUCUUCUUCCUGCGCCCCUUCAGCAGGGAGCUGUGGAUAGCUAUUGUGUUAGCAGGUUGUGUUUUCUGCGUCCUGAUAUGGGUAUUCGACCACUUCUCCCCCUACGGUUACUACGGCGGCACCAAACAGAAGCUGCUCUGUUGUAAGUGUGAGCAGUGCACUGCUAGUUUAAACGGAGACUUCAGUGUGAAGGGCUGCCCGUUUGGGGAGCAGCAGGGUAUACAUGAUGAAAUGAAGAGUCUCAAUCUGCUGAACAGUAUCUGGUUGAUAAUCUGCUCAUUUCUGCAGAUAGGACCUCCUGAUGCCACUCCCCGGUGCUGGUCCACAAGAGUCCUGGUUACCGCCUGGUGGAUUAUAUGUCUGGUCCUCAUAUCCCUCUAUACAGCAAACCUGGCAGCCUACCUCACUGUAACCAGGAUCCACAAGAAUAUUGAGACUGUGGGAGAUCUAUUACAAUCAGGAAUGACUACUGGAACUGUGGAGGGUUCGAUAACGGACAUGCUGCUGAGCAAUACCUCCGAUCAGGAAAUGGCUAGCCUCGUCAGGAGGAUGAAGAAUGUCCCCUCAUACCAGGAAGGUGUAAACAGUGCCAGACAAGGUGACUACGCAUUCCUCUACGGUUCAGCUCCUCUAGAGUACACCAGCAACUUUGAACCUUGCGGACUCAAAAUAUCCACUCACAGGCUGUUAGAGUACGAGCUCUCAUUCGCUCUGCCUGAUGACAGUCCCCUGAUAGAGCUGAUAAAUGAGGGUCUGAUCCAGAUGAAGGAGAAGAACGAGAUACUGCCAGCGUGGAGGAACUGGGCGGCUGGACCCUGCACUGGAACUCUGGCGGCUAAACCAGGCUCAAGUGAGAUCAACGUCUUCUCCGUAGUGGGAACUAUGGCUAUCAUCCUGCCUGUUGUUGCACUGUCUGUUAUAGUCUUUAUUCUGGAACUAUUGAAGGGAAAGAGGAGCCCGAAUAGGAACCCGGAACUUAAGAAAGUUCUAAACGAUCUGAUAGCAGUUAAUGACGAAAAGAAAGCACAGAAUUACACUGUCAGCACUCGUUUUGUAAAGUUGGUAACCGAGAAACCUGCGCACGAGGUUAAGAAGUUGCUUGCCAAGGCUUGAGUUCCAUUUUCAUGAAAAUCAGGAAACAAAACAAGCGCAUCCGCUUAAGAAAGCUUCUAAGAGACAGCAGCAAUGCUGUUGCUGUGGUUACGUAACUGUUGCUAUGGUUACUAUUCCACUCAAAAGAGGGCGAUGGCCUGAUUCCAGUGGAUGAUGAUCAACCAAAACCUUCAAAUUCAACUGAUUUACUAUGAACCAGUUUACUUUGACCACUACCAAUUCAAAUCAAGUACUUUGAAUAACUUGACUCGUCAAAAACAGGCGCAACGAAAUAAUUAUAAUAUAAAACCGCUUGUUUAUAGAUGGACAUGUGCUCACAAAUGUUUUAGAUUUUAUCAAUUCCAGAAAUUUAGGCGAAUAAAAACACGGUUUCAGUUUGAAUUUUGUCUUAAUGAUAUUUUUCAUUAUUAACAUUGAACAAAACAUGUAAUAUUAACUUUACCCAAUAAAUAAACCUU